This is a messenger RNA of Rhincodon typus (whale shark), 1765 nucleotides long. Its product is annotated as secreted frizzled-related protein 2-like. Gene Ontology annotation, molecular function: Wnt-protein binding. Bases 221 to 1189 code for a protein of 322 amino acids. The record is from RefSeq and is a predicted model, not a curated record. The transcript is spliced from 4 exons. Gene Ontology annotation, biological process: negative regulation of canonical Wnt signaling pathway; non-canonical Wnt signaling pathway; canonical Wnt signaling pathway. NCBI's taxonomy places the organism in Eukaryota, Metazoa, Chordata, Chondrichthyes, Orectolobiformes, Rhincodontidae.
CUCCCUCUUUCACAGAACCUCUAGGCUCCAACAAAGUGUUGGGAGAGUCAGCAGCUGCCAAGAGCUGUAAAGCCUGAGCUGGCAGCAGCUCCCAGUACAGAGCUGGAAAACUGUGGGGAAGCUGAACGGGGAACAGGACCGUCUCCGAUGGUCAACAGGACACCGAAGAUUUAGACAGGGGCAUCCAGCUAAUUCGAUUGGUCAAGAAGGAAGUCAAGCCAUGCUCACACCAGUUGUCUAUUGGUUGGAGAAGAGGCCAUUGCUGCCUGGUCUGCAGAUCCUGAUGUUCCUCCUCCUCCUCAUUUGUUCGGUUCAGACCCUCCAUCCCGACGAGGCUGAAGGGUCCAUCUUUGGCUUGGGAUUCCCAGAGCCCGGGCGAACCAAUUGCAAGCCCAUCCCCCGCAGCAUGGUGCUGUGCCAUGGGGUAGGCUACAGCGAGAUGAGGCUGCCCAACCUCCUUGGUCAUGGGACCAUGAAGGAGGUCUUGCAGCAAGCUGGCUCCUGGGUUCCUCUGCUCAACAAGCAAUGCCACUCUGACACCAGGAGGUUCCUCUGCUCCCUCUUUGCUCCUGUCUGCCUUAAUGAGCUGCAAGACUCCAUCCAGCCUUGCCAAUCCCUGUGCCAGGCAGUCAGGGAUAGCUGCACCCCGGUGAUGUCUGCUUUCGGCUUCCCUUGGCCUGACAUGUUGGAUUGUAACCGCUUCCCAGUUGACAAUGACCUUUGCAUCCCCUCUGCUACUUCCGAGGAGGACAGACGCCUGCAUGAAGAACCCAAAAUCUGUGAUGCUUGUAAACCUGAGGAAGAAGCUGAGAGAAGCAUUCUCGCACAAUUGUGCAACAAUGAUUUCGUGCUGAAGGUCAAAGUGAAGGAGAUCUCGUACCUGGACAAUGAUGCCACAAUUAUUCCAGAAGGUCGGAGCAGGGUGCUGUAUGGGCUGGAGGGUUGGACUGAGAGCGGAGAUGGGAGGAUGCAGCUGUGGCUACCCGGAGGCUCUGGAUGUACUUGCGAUGAGCUGAGGGACCUGAGCGCCUCCUACCUGCUGACAGGGAGAAAACAGGCCCAGGGGCGGCUGCUUGUCACCUCUGUCAGACAGUGGAGAGGAAGCAAGAGGGAGCUCCGAAGAAUGACCAGGAGCUUCAAGAAAGCUCGCUGUCAAUCAUCGGACAUUACAGGGCAGCUCAAUAAAUAAUGUCCCCCAAACCAAUCCCCCACCAUGGAGAGUACAAACCCCACCCUCCCCCGUACCCAUGUGCUAGUCUAUCCACUGUCUGACAUCUCCGUGGUGUGGUACAUGCUCAUGGUUCUAACUACCAUCACUGUCCCUUCAAUUCUCACCUCAAACUACCAUCAAGUAUUUGUUCACAGUCCAUUUUAUGUUCUACAGGACCUUGCUGUGUGCAAUUUAGCUGCUACCUGUUCUUCUUCACAGUUAGCAAAAGGCCCAAUAGAAAUACAAGAUUUUGUUGAAGAGGGUGUUCCACCUGUUAGUCAUGAGAGAGUCAGGCUGAGAGGUUAAAUGCAAAGCAGAUUGUCUAUAUUUCUGAGGACAAUUGAAAGAAAAAUCCCUGCCCAGAGACCAGAGAAGAUCUGUCUCCCUCAAAACAGCACCUUGCGAUUUGUACAUCCACCUGUUAGGGAAGGUGAGGCUUGUGUAAUACGUCAUCUGAAAGAUGACCCUCUGACAGUGCAGCACUCCCUCAGCACUGACCGUCCGACAGUGCGGUGCUGCCUCAGCACUGACCGUCCGACAGUGCGGUGCUCCCUC